Molecule: messenger RNA, 832 nt
Organism: Truncatella angustata
Lineage: Eukaryota; Fungi; Ascomycota; Sordariomycetes; Amphisphaeriales; Sporocadaceae
Product: short chain dehydrogenase
Exons: 4
Coding region: 77-832 (251 amino acids)
Molecular function (GO): oxidoreductase activity
Source: RefSeq, a predicted model, not a curated record
CUUAUCGACUCCACAUCUCACUCAAUUGCAUCGUGAUAGAAUAGUUCUCUAAAUCGGAAGCUCUACGCGGAAGAUCAUGUCUUCUCCACGAACGUCUCGCGUCGUACUUGUGACCGGUGCUACAUCGGGCAUCGGCAAGGAAACGGCGAAGCUACUCGCUUCAGAGGGCUGGAUAGUCGUCCUUUGUGGCAGGAGGGAAACCGCCGGCAUUGAGGUCGUGAAAGAAAUUGAACAGAAUGGGGGUGAGGCCAAAUUCAUCAAGUGCGAUAUCUCCAUCGAAGAAAACGUCCGUCAUCUCAUCGAAAAGACUAUCGAGUUAUUCGGCAGAAUAGAUGGCGCGGUCAACAACGCUGGAUAUGCAAAUGAUGCCGGCCUUCUGCAUGAGUUGAAGACUGAAGAGUUUGAAAAGAUGUUUCAGGUCAACGUCCUAGGAGUCUUCUGGUCAAUGAAAUAUCAGUUAAAACAAAUGCUCAAGCAAAAGUCAGGGAGUAUCGUGAAUCUUGCCUCAAUGGCAGGUCUAAAUGGAAUCCCUGCAAGUGCCACCUAUGCGGCCACCAAGCACGCGGUUGUUGGGCUCACGAAGAGUGCUGCCAUUGACUACGGGACUUCUGGUGUGCGGGUCAACGCCGUUGCGCCCGGAGCCAUUAAAACCGAUAUCCUUCAGUAUGCCAUUGAUGCUGGAGCUUAUAGUGAAGAGAGCAUUGCAGCAAUGUUUCCAAUGAAGCGCAUGGGUGCACCCAUCGACAUUGCUAAGGGCAUCAGUUUUCUGCUCAACAACGAUUACGCGACUGGCACGAUUCUUAGUAUAGACGGAGGGUUUGACGCACAGUAA